UCCUUUAAUACUGGGUACAAUGAACAUGACGCGUAUUCUAUCGGAGAUGUUGAAGUAUGGACAACAAUGAGGGAAUCGUUGAAUCAGAUGCACACCAGUAGCUGGAUCUUAUGGGUACAGUAGCACAACAUAGAAGGUAUCUAUAAACGUAUAACUCUGGUUUAAUACGGCCUCUUAUUGUACUUUGUGUCCUUAUUCUAAGCCUUGGUGGUGUAUCUCCUACUGUAAUACAAUUGGGGUGUAUUCAUCAAAUCUCCUUUUCAGAAAAAAAAACAGCCAUGUUUAAAAAGUACUUGCGAUCCUAAUUUAUCAUCAACCAUCAACUACCACCAAAGUUAUUGAGAAAUCAAUCAUUGUCUACAAAGAUGAAGAUAUCUGCACUUAAUGCCCUUGCAACUUGCUUAGUUGCCGCCAAUGCCAUCCAGAUCUGGAAACGCCCAACUGUUGAGGAUGCUGCUGUUAAUGCCAGAACAUUGAUCCAUAGAGAAUCUUUAGCCAACAUCAAUACUGUUUAUCAAGAUGGUGAUGACAAAGGUUUACCAGCUUCUUUUGUCGAAUACUAUGCUGAUUGUGGUGAUGGUAAUCCUGUCAUUUUAGCCAUCAACAUGGCUACUUCUUUCAAGAAUAUCCAAGAAGGUUCUCCUUAUUCAUUAACUGUUAGAGUUGGUGACCAUUCUCCUCAUGAACAUGUCAAUCCAAAAUACCCUGGAAGUAGACCACACUCUGUUGCAGGUUCACCAAGAAUCAAUUUAAGAGGUAAUUUCAUUGAUGUUCAAGAAGAAGAAGUUGAAGAAUUGAAAAAAUGUUUCUUGAAACGUCAUAAAGACGCGGUUUGGUGGUUACCAGGUAAUCCAAUUCAUGAAUCUCAUUUUGUUAAAUUUGAUGUCAAGGAUGCUUAUUUCUUGGGAGGUUUUGGUGAUACUGGUUAUAUUGGGAAAAUUCCAAAAGAUUUGUACUCAAAAGCUUCUCCAAUU
Hansenula anomala is the source of this 974-nucleotide messenger RNA. Its product is annotated as CREG family protein. The transcript has a single exon. The annotation marks the transcript as partial. NCBI's taxonomy places the organism in Eukaryota, Fungi, Ascomycota, Saccharomycetes, Phaffomycetales, Wickerhamomycetaceae. The record is from RefSeq and is a predicted model, not a curated record.